This is a messenger RNA of Schizophyllum commune H4-8, 372 nucleotides long. RefSeq lists its product as uncharacterized. The coding region runs from base 1 to 372 and encodes 123 amino acids. Lineage: Eukaryota; Fungi; Basidiomycota; Agaricomycetes; Agaricales; Schizophyllaceae. The record is from RefSeq and is a predicted model, not a curated record. The transcript has a single exon.
AUGACCGCCCCGGCCGCCGCGCCCGCCCUCUCCCCCGCCUCUCCCUUGUACACCGAUGGGGCUGCCCUCCGUGCAUCUCCUCCUGCCUGUCGCCCGCCUCGCUGCCUUGCACGAUCCCCCCCCUUCCCAGCUUCCGCACUGCACCGGGGAUUUCCUGACAGCGCGCCACCGCGGCAAUCCCGAUGCAAGCCGACCAGAGCCGCAGCGGGUCUCUGCCCGGACACGCUGACACUGACAGCUAUCCAUUCUGCAUCGACAUGGUACCCGUCGAUUGACAUCCACGCCUACAAAUGCGUAGCGCUCCGCGAAACUCACUGCUCCCCCUCCACCGCGACGGACGUCGAGCACCCCAUCAAGCAAGCUCUGCUCUAA